Synchiropus splendidus (mandarinfish) is the source of this 1698-nucleotide messenger RNA. RefSeq names its product SH2 domain containing 7 (gene sh2d7). Gene Ontology annotation, cellular component: cytoplasm. The coding region runs from base 143 to 1309 and encodes 388 amino acids. The record is from RefSeq and is a predicted model, not a curated record. Lineage: Eukaryota; Metazoa; Chordata; Actinopteri; Syngnathiformes; Callionymidae. The transcript is spliced from 6 exons.
GUGCUUCAGUCCCCGGGGAGGCGCAGAGCUUCUUAAGUGAACCGUUACAAUAAAGCUGAAAUCACAACCACAGUCUAAAGUGAGGGACGCGGCUUCAGUGCGUCACGACUUCAAAUCAACGACCUCUUCUGUAAAGGAGAAGAUGGAGCCUCAGGGGCCGACAGACUCUCUCAGCCAGAGCAAGGAACUCACCUUCAGAUGGUUCAUCGAGAGCCAAGUGACGCAAAUGUGCCAAAAUGGCUUCUUCCCCACCUGGUUCCUCGGCUUUGUUUGCAGGAAAGAAGCAGAGGAGAUCCUGAAAGACAAGGAGCUGGGCUGUUUCCUGAUCCGCCUCAGCGACAAAACCAUUGGAUACAUUCUCACCUACAAAGGGGGAGAUCGCUGUCGCCACUUUGUGAUCAGCCAGAAGGCCUGCGGACAGUUUGUCAUCGCCGGGGACCCAGCCAGUCACAACACUCUGGGAGACUUGAUCGACUUCUACAAGCAAAGAGCCAUCGAGCCGUUCGGGGAGUAUCUCACGUCGCCGUACUGCCAGCAGUGCAGCAACGAGGAGAUAUACGACAGGAUUUUCACCGACAAGAGGCCUGCGGUCAGCAGCAGAGGAGUGGUGAGGAAGCAGCACGCGAGGCAGCCGCCCACGCCGCCGCCGAGCCACAGAACAGCCGAGCCGGCGGCCUCGCUGACAGGAAGGAGAUUUGAAAAACAGGAAACGCCACCUUUGCCACUGAGAAAAGCCCUGGAGACUUCGCCAAGUGGUGAGCCGGAUAAGGUGGUGUACGCCCAGCUGAGGAAGAAGAACAAGAAGGCCGACAGGUCCAGCCAGGAUCUGAUUCUCCGGAAGUACAACCCGCUGGUGGACUGCCGGAGCAGGUCGCUUCCUGUCCUGGACACGAACUUUGACGGCAGUGAGACUUACAGGCUCAGUGCUCCGCCCAACUCACAGCCGAGACAUUCACCCAAGACCGUCAGACGGACAGAGAACAGCGUGCCGGCGCCGGGCCAGACGGACCGGCGGAGCAGAGAGGCCUGCAGCUACAGCCUGGACCACCUGGGUCUCAGGGGGAGCUAUGAGCAACUGGGGUGGCCUCCACGGGCCGAGAGGUCGCAGGGAGAACCGGUGUACGCCGAAGCUUUCAGCGGCGCCAGGCGAGGCACAUACGAGACGGUCCCUGAAGAAGAAGCAGUCAGCAACGAUUCCAACACUUAUGAGUCUUUGGAGGACAUCAAACCAAAAAAUAGCAGCGCCCUCUGGAGGUCAAUGAUUCACAAGUGGAAGCGGCUCUUCGCUGAAGCCAAGAAGAAGCAGUGACCACAUCCAUCUCCUGAAGGCCACGUUUCUGACACUACCUCUGUUUCUGUAAAAUGCCACAUGACAGCAAAGUCCAUCUCCAAACAAUAUUUUUCUUUUUUAAAGAAACAAUAAAACUGUUUUUUUGAAGCACAACUACCCCAAAAUGAAUCCCCUUUGUAGCUCAGUGAAGGACUUACAGAUCAGCUUGUAGUUUAAACUACUUUCCCUUGAAGAGAUUUCUCACAUUUAUUCAUCUAUAUAGUGUAUAUUUUUUGGAUGCAGUUCAUGUAAUAAAAAAAAAAAAGAUAAGAAGCACAGAUAAUGGUUUUGUUAGUCAACACAAAAACAUGAAUUAAAUAUAUCUGAGGACACAAACUGACAUCAGAAUAAACCCCGUCAUGCAAAUA